AUGAUUCUUCUCACCGUGCUUUUCCUUUGCAUCAUUUCCACGUAUUCAGCCUCUGUUAAAGGGCACACCACUGGACCAAGCCUAAAUAAUGACAAGAUAUAUAAAUUUGCUUAUUCAACUGAAGUGUUUAUUGAUCAGAUUAAAGCAUCACUACAGGAUAGUGCAGGCUACCGAAUUUCUUCUGGUGUGGAUGUCAACCUUUUAUGGAGAAAUCCUGACAACGAUGAUGACCAGUUGAUCAAAAUUAUGAUAAGAGAUGUCCAAGUUGAAAACGUAAAUGAACGUCCGGAUACUAAAAGCAUCUUCGAAGGAAAAAGCACAGAGAAGAUCAUUGGGAAAGAAUAUCUGGAAGCUUUACGGAGGCCCAUAGUUCUUCAGUUAACCCGUGGAAAAGUAAAAAACUUCUACUCUUAUCAGAAUGAACCUGUUCUUGUUCAAAAUCUUAAGAGAGGUCUGGCUAGCCUUUUCCAGCUCCAGCUGCACUCCGGUGCUGCCCGUGAGGUGGAUGUGUCUGGGAAAUGCAAUGUUACUUACCAGGUUCGGCAAGAUCAAGUGACUAAAAUUAAAGCCCUGGACUCUUGUGAAUUAGAAAAGACAGGAUUUACCAGCCCCAAUCAGAUUUUAGAUGUCAGCACAAAAGCCACAUCUGCCACAAUUUAUGUGCUGGAAGACAGUUUCAUCAAAUCCAUUAAGGCAGAAGAGAAUUACGCUUUGUUUCUGAAUUCCCGACGAAAAACAGAUGCCAAAGUAGUUUCAAAGCAGAGACUGGAACUGAAGUCAAUACAAGCCAGCCCUGGACUGAUCGCUGCGAAGCAAGUUGCUGGUGUCAUCAAGACUUUGGACUCUAGUUACGUAGCAGUGCCGCUAGUGGCCGAGACUGUGCAUGCUGAAUGCAAAAAGUGUCCUUCACUUUCUGAACACUGGCAGAGCAUCAGAAAACAUUUACAUCCUGAAAACCUUUCCAAAGCUGAAGCAACAAGAAGCUUUUUGUCCCUCAUUCAGAACCUAAGAAAAGCUACAAAAGAGGAGAUACUGCAGAUUCUUAGAAGUGAAAAUAAUGAACUCCUUCCACAGUUAGUGGAUGCUGUAACCUCUGCCCAGACCUCAGCAUCUUUGGAGGCCAUGCUGGAGUUUCUAGACUUUAAGAAUAUAAAAAGUGCUAUCCUGCAGGAGCGGUUCCUGUAUGCAUGUGGAUUUGCUUCCCAUCCCAAUGAAAUGCUCCUGAAAGCUUUAACUACUAAGUUCCAGGGUGAGAUUGCAGAUGAAGAAAUCAGAGAAACUGUUGUCAUCAUCAUGGGAGCACUCAUCAGAAAGCUCUGCGAGAGAGAAGGCUGCAAACUUCCAGCUGUUGUGGAAGCCAAGAAGCUGAUUCUACGUAGGCUAGAGAGAGCUAAGAAAGGUGACAAUGUGAAGAUGUACCUGCUGGCAUUGAAGAAUGCACGUCUCCCUGAAGCGAUCCCAUUGCUUCUGAAGUACGCCGAGUCAGAAGAGGGGCCCAUCAGCAACAUCGCUGCCACUGCCCUGCAGAGAUACGACGUUUCUUUUCUCACCAAAGAGGUGAAGAAAACAAUGAACAGGAUAUACCACCAGAGUCGUAAAAUCCACGAAAAGACAGUGCGAACUACUGCAGCUGCUAUCAUCUUAAACAGUAACCCAUCCUACAUGGAAGUGAAAAACAUCCUGCUCUCCAUUGGUGAAUUGCCCCUGGAAAUGAACAAGUACAUGCUCUCCGUAAUUCAAGAUAUACUUCACUUUGAAAUGCCUGCAAGCAAAACAGUUCGUCAAGUUCUGAAGGACAUGCGUGCUCACAACUAUGAACGCUUCUCCAGGACAGGCUCUUCCUCUGCCUACUCUGGCUAUAUGACACGUGGUCCUGACAUAUCAUCCACAUACUGCCUUGACAUCCUCUAUUCAGGCUCUGGCAUUUUAAGGAGAAGUAACCUGAACAUCUAUAUUUUCAAUAAAAAUGCUCAACUUCAUGCCAGCCAGGUGGUGAUUGAAGCUCAAGGCCUGGAGACGAUAAUAGCUGCAACUCCUGAUGAAGGCGAGGAAAACCUGGACUCCUUUGCUGGCAUGUCGGCCAUUCUCUUCGAUGUCCAGCUCAGGCCAGUUACGUUUUUCCAAGGGUAUGGUGAUUUAAUGUCUAAAAUGCUCUCAGCAACUGGAGCUCCCAUUAAUGUGGUGAAAGGACUUAUCCUCCUGACAGAUUACUCACAGGUGCUUCAGCUGCAGUCUGGGCUGAGGGCCAGCGUGGAGUUCCAAGGUGGCCUGUCCAUUGACAUCUCAGGAGGAAUGGAGUUCAGCCUUUGGUACAGGGAAUCCAAAACCAACGUUAAGAAUCGGGGAGCCCUGUUCAUUGCUGGUAACAUUGCGGUGGAUUCCUUGUUUGCAAAGGCUGGUAUGGAAACCACUUUAGAAAUAGAAACAACAUUGGACUUCAUCUCCACCGUGCAGUUUUCACAGUACCCAUUUUUAGUCUGCAUGCAGAUGGACAGAGUUGAAUCUCCAUUUAGGCGAUAUGUGACUAAAUAUGAAAGUCUACCAUCCGGCAGAAGGUACACCUCAAGGAAAGCCAAAGUGGAACUGCUGGCAGGUUCCGAGUACCCUCUCCACCAAGAGAACUCCAACAUGUGCAGGAAGGUUUUCGGCACUGAGUCUGAUUCCUCCAGCAACUGGUUUUGA
Messenger RNA from Rhea pennata, 2682 nucleotides. It is a transcript of the gene MTTP, whose product is annotated as microsomal triglyceride transfer protein. Gene Ontology annotation, biological process: cholesterol homeostasis; lipid transport; lipoprotein metabolic process. The record is from RefSeq and is a predicted model, not a curated record. Gene Ontology annotation, cellular component: endoplasmic reticulum; basolateral plasma membrane; Golgi apparatus. Lineage: Eukaryota; Metazoa; Chordata; Aves; Rheiformes; Rheidae. Gene Ontology annotation, molecular function: lipid binding. The transcript has 18 exons. Bases 1 to 2682 code for a protein of 893 amino acids.